AUGCGAAAUGCGGUCUUUUUCCAAGACGACGAAUCGGUAGCAGCCGCCGUUCGCAUGUUGUGGGUGAACCGAGAUGGCCAGCAGGAUAGGUUCAUCAAGCACUCUAUUUCUUUGCGUUUCUUGCAACCGUCGCUGCCAACUGUCAUCGCGUAUCCCGCAUGCAAUGCUCAGCAUUCUUCCUCCCCCAAUCAUGAGAUUAUCUUUCAACCUCCCUUUCCAUAUCUCGCCAUUUCCUCCUCCCCCCCGCCGCUCCGGCUGUUGGGAGACUUUCUGAUGGCCUUUGCCAAGAAGUUCCACUUGGUGAUGCUCAGACUCGGAUUGUGUAUAUUCCCGGUGAAUCGGAAGGGCGUUGCAAGGGAAGAACAAGACGCGAAAUCAUCUCUAAAAAAGCGCCGGACCGAAAAAGUCUUUGACGUACUCUAUCCGUAG
This is a messenger RNA of Colletotrichum abscissum, 429 nucleotides long. RefSeq lists its product as uncharacterized. The transcript has 2 exons. Bases 1 to 429 code for a protein of 142 amino acids. The record is from RefSeq and is a predicted model, not a curated record. Lineage: Eukaryota; Fungi; Ascomycota; Sordariomycetes; Glomerellales; Glomerellaceae.